AUGAAAGAUGUGCUCAUAGGCGACGAAUCAAUACGGAGGUUGGUAUCUCCGUAUUACCUUGACAGGAUCGAUGGAAUUAUCAAACAUAUCGAUAUUCGAUUUGCCCAUCAGGAACUGAAAGCAAAGUUUAAUCGAAUCGCUUGGGAUUACAUCAAUCCAUCGGUUUUUAUCAAUAUUUGCAAAUGCUGUGUCGUUGUCCAACACAUACUCUCCCCCUUACACCAAAAGGCCCCAUCAGUUGUUCAGAUCCAUACAUCUCCUAUAAUCAAAAGCAAAGAGGCCUGCUAUUGA
Messenger RNA from Morchella sextelata, 291 nucleotides. RefSeq lists its product as uncharacterized. Lineage: Eukaryota; Fungi; Ascomycota; Pezizomycetes; Pezizales; Morchellaceae. The record is from RefSeq and is a predicted model, not a curated record. The transcript has a single exon. The coding region runs from base 1 to 291 and encodes 96 amino acids.